CGCGGUUCCCCCUGGGCCAGUGGCGGAGGGAGUGGGAAACCAAAGGGAACGGAGCGGCGCUGCGGCAGCGGCCUCGGCGCCAGACUCUUCUCUCGUCCUCCCCUCAGUUCCGUGGGCUCCUCCUUCCCCACCGCCCACUCGGUCCCCCUGCCUGGCUUGCGAGGGGCGCGAGGAGAGAAGCCGGGGCGGGGGACCGGAGCUGCGAGGGCCGGCCUUGGGCACCUCCCGCGGGGUCCGGAUUUCGCCGCCGUCGCGGCGGAGGGGUGGGCGGUGCUGGAGGGAAGUGUGGCCCAAGUCCGGGCUGCGGGGAGGACCCGACGGCAGGGCGCCAGCAGGCGGGCGCUGGGUCCCACCUGGGCCUUCGGGCCGGAGCCAAGUGUGGGUCCGGGCGCUGCCCCCUCCCGCCCAUCCCCCACGUGGGGCUCGGAGGGGGCGUUCGGCGGGGGGCGUGCGUGGAUUCAACUAUGUUUAUUAUGAAGAACAGCAGACUCUGAGCUGUAACCUGAAUUCUUGUCUAAAAUUCAGCACACUGGCUGCAAGAGCACCAAACAGAAUGCCACUUGUUCCAUCGGAGUCUUUGAGACAAACUUGCACACCUAGGACAGAACAGUGCAGGGUAACUUUGUCUGCCACAGAGUGUUACAUCGUUCAUGAAAUCUACAAUGGAGAGAAUGCCCAAGACCAGUUUGAGUAUGAGUUGGAGCAGGCUCUGGAGGCACAAUACAAAUACAUAGUUAUAGAGCCCACCCGGAUCGGUGAUGAGACUGCCCGAUGGAUCACUGUUGGGAACUGCCUGCACAAGACAGCCGUGCUGGCAGGCAGUGCCUGCCUCUUCACCCCCUUGGCACUUCCCUUAGAUUAUUCCCAUUAUAUCUCCCUGCCUGCCGGCGUGCUGAGCAUGGCCUGUUGCACCCUCUACGGAAUCUCCUGGCAGUUUGACCCCUGCUGCAAGUAUCAAGUGGAGUAUGAUGCCUACAAACUUUCCCGACUGCCUCUGCAUACGCUCACUUCCUCCACUCCUGUGGUGCUGGUGAGGAAGGAUGACCUGCACAGAAAGAGACUGCAUAAUACAAUAGCACUCGCUGCCCUGGUGUACUGUGUAAAGAAGAUUUACGAGCUUUAUGCUGUAUGAUUUCAGUAGAAAAGGGAGAGAGAGAGAAAAAAAAACACCCACAAAAGACAACAGUGUAUUAAGAUUUCCACAGUAACAUUUUUUUCCUCUGAAAUGCAAUGGAGACUGGGAAGCUGUUUGGGUUAAUAUUUGUUAUUUUUCAGAGUAAGACAAAUCACUGCUACACCAAGGGAUUUUCAGCUCGUUACACUAAGAUGUGGAUCUGCAGUGACUCAAGACAUGUUCUAGGCUGUGGAAGUCUGAUUGAGCAGUGGAAUGUUGAUGGAAGCAAACUAUUAUCAAGGGGGGUGUGAAAUGCUUUUUUGGGGGAGGGGGGAACCUUUCAAGUAUAUUGUUUAACUGUACCAUCCAGAGCCAGCCAGAAGCUAUUGACCAUUAAAAUAAUGAGCAUUUCAAGUGUUUUCUCUCUCUAUGCUUUUCUAUGUACCUACUUUAAGGAUCAGCUUUAGGAUGUGGCUUACAGCUGAGAGUAAUGGGGUUGAUCUGAGGGACAAAUUGUAUUUUUGUUUGUACUUACAAACACAAUUUUUUGAAUCUUAGUUUGUUUAUGAGUAGUGCCUUCUGCACCACAGUGAAAUCCAUUUGAAUGGGGUGAGCAUAGUCAACCAAGCGUCCCUAUCCAGGAGAUUACAAAGCUUUAAUUUUACUUUGACUUUCUUUACUUUCACUCUUGCAGUUCCACUUUGUUCUGUGGAGGACAGAAGAGGAGCGCUAUGCUGCCAGCAUGGUGCUCAUCCCUCAUUCUCUGGACUUGACAUAUUACUGUACUCCCCAGUGAUUUAAAGACUUCCAGGAAAUGUAAAAGAAAGAAAUCUUUUCUCCUGGAUGAUAAAUGCCUAUUUAGUUUGUUAGCUGCUUUCUCUCUUCUGAGUGGCUAUUUGCUAGACUGCCAGAUUCACUUGUGAUUUAGAUUUAAGGUUUUAAAAAUGCCAAAAGGUCCUAUCUCUAGAGUUGACUGCCCAAAAGCAUUCACAUUUCGCUUGCUGAGUUAUGGUCUGGGUGGCAGAAUGGUGUUGGGGAUCUAGUUUUUGGGUUUAACAAUGAACUUUUGCAGGUGAUUUGCCACUGGCCACAGGGAAAGUAAUCCCCAAUAAAUCUGUACUUGAUUCUGCAGAGCAAA
Messenger RNA from Phascolarctos cinereus (koala), 2252 nucleotides. NCBI's taxonomy places the organism in Eukaryota, Metazoa, Chordata, Mammalia, Diprotodontia, Phascolarctidae. The record is from RefSeq and is a predicted model, not a curated record.